This is a messenger RNA of Glossina fuscipes, 2550 nucleotides long. Its product is annotated as serine/threonine-protein kinase Nek8. The transcript has 15 exons. The record is from RefSeq and is a predicted model, not a curated record. Gene Ontology annotation, biological process: protein phosphorylation. Lineage: Eukaryota; Metazoa; Arthropoda; Insecta; Diptera; Glossinidae. The coding region runs from base 1 to 2550 and encodes 849 amino acids. Gene Ontology annotation, molecular function: ATP binding; protein kinase activity.
AUGAAAAAACUUAAGGCAAAAGCCUCAACGCUAUCUAUAUUUAAUGGCCGUAUUUCUGAUUCAUCCACAUCCAGUAAUGAUGCAUCCUCCAUAGUUUUAUCAGUGAAGGAGAAGAGACGCGCAACUUUUAACGGUUUCAGUAAAUCGACAAUAUUUUCAAUAUAUAAUCAAUCGGCGAACUUAACGCAAAUAGAAAAAUCGACCUUGGAGUUGAUGAAUGAAGAUAUAGCAAUUAGUGAGGAUACAAUUAAUUCGCAGGAUUAUGGCGAGUCUUCGAAUGCAGUUGGAGCUGAGUUGAGUGAUUAUGACAAAAUCAAAAUAGUCGGGCAGGGUUCAUUUGGCAUUGCCGUGCUUUACAAAUGUAAAACCGAUCAACGUCAUGUAGUAUUUAAGCAGAUUAACCUGAAUAACUUGAGUGAGGCCGAGCAAGAUUUGGCCAUGAAUGAAGUCGAAGUAUUUUCGAAAUUACAUCAUCCAAAUAUUAUAAGCUAUUUUGGAAGUUUCGUAAAAGAUAACACUUUACUGAUCGAAAUGGAAUAUGCUGACGGUGGGACGUUGGCUCAGGGUUUAGCAGCUCGUAAAAUUCCCGAUUACUUCCCCGAACGCUACAUUAUAGCGGUUUUCGAACAAAUUUCGAGCGCAAUUAAUUAUAUGCAUGAUGAAAACAUACUACAUAGGGAUUUGAAGACGGCAAAUGUUUUUCUUAAUUCCCGCGGUAUAGUCAAAAUCGGUGAUUUUGGUAUUUCGAAAAUCAUGACAACCAAAAUUCAUGCCCAAACCGUUUUAGGCACGCCUUACUACUUUAGUCCAGAAAUGUGUGAAGGCAAGGAAUAUGAUCACAAAAGCGAUAUCUGGGCUUUGGGAUGCAUUUUAGGUGAAUUGUGUUGUUUGCGUAAGACCUUUGCAGCUUCAAAUCUAUCCGAGUUGGUUAGCAAAAUAAUGGCGGGUUCUUAUACGCCCAUACCCAUGGGUUAUACUUCAGCCUUACGAAGCUUGCUUAGUAAUUUGCUUCAGGUUGAUCCGGCCCAUCGUCCCAAAGCCUCGGAAAUAUUGGAGUACUGGAUUCCAUUGAUCUUUCGCAGUUUAGGAAAAAAUAAAGGAUAUUCGUACGAAGACGACAGCGAAUCAAUUAAGAAUUCGCUUUCAAUAAUCAGUUCAGGAACAUUAUCACUUCAUAAUAACACUUCGCCAGAUCGCAGCUCCCGCCAAUCCACAACAGCUAACCUUGCUACAGCUCAAACAGUAACCAAGGAGGUUAUGAAUGCUCAGACAGUGGCUCCCAGUGAGACCAUAGAGAAAAGAUCGGUUUUAUAUCAGGUCAAGACUUUUGGUAAGAGCUUUGACAUGAAUCCUAUACAGUUACCACCGAAAGCUUAUAUAUUAACUGUAGCUACUAGUAACACUCAUUUUGUGGUCGUGAAUAGUGAUGGAUCUGUGUAUACGUGGGGCGAAGGUUCCCAUGGACAAUUGGGUCUAAGCUCUUUAGAAGCCUGGAAACAUUAUCCCAGCCGCAUGGACUCCAUAAGAAAUCAUCAUAUUAUCAGCGCUUGCGCCGGCGAGGGUUUUACCAUACUUUUAACUCAAACAGGUGGAAUUCUAAGCUGCGGUGACAAUUCAAAAUAUGCUUUGGGUCACAAUGACAAUAAAAUCUAUCACAGUCCGAAGUUUAUUGAAAAAUUAGAGGAUAUCAAAAUUAAAGAUAUCAAAGCGGGACUUACGCAUGUUUUGGCUUUAAGUGUGGAAGGCUUCGUUUAUAUUUGGGGUACUAGUUCCCAUGGUUCACUAGGUUUAGGUGAAUUGCAAACACAACAGAAAACUCCUCAAAAAAUUUUGCUUUCUCAGGCGAAAAAUAAAGUUAAAAAAAUAUUUUGUGGACCUGAUACUUCGGCAAUCCUCUUUGAGAAUUGUGAUAUAUAUGUUUGUGGUAGCAAUCAAUUUAACAAAUUGGGCUUUGAAAAACCUGCGAAAAUAACAGCUAUGAAAAAAAUGAAAUUACCUCUACCUCGACGAUGUAUUAUGGAUGCUAGCUUUUCAACCGCACACACUUUACUACUCGUUGAGGGUGGCUACAUCUUAACCUUGGGCUCUAAUAGUUUCGGUCAAAGGGGUACUGGGCAUUGUUCGCCUUUGCCAAUCGUGACCUUGGUAGAAUCAAUGAAAGAUCGUUACAUAACUAAUUGUAAAUGCAGCGAGCAAUGUUCAUUAGUAUGUUCCGAUGAUAAUGUAAUUACAUUUUGGGGCACUCGUUACGGCGUUCCUGAAAUAAGUGAAGUGGAUAUCUCGAAAUCGCCGAUGUGGUCGGGACCACACAGAAUGAACGUGGAAUCGGAGAACAAUACUUCUGCUUUUACCAAUUUCUUGGCUUCAGUUUAUAAGUCCGAAUUAAUUUUAGAACCCCAAGAUAUAUUAGCCUUAUAUUCUUCCGCCGAGCAAAUGGAAAGGGGUUACUAUGUUACGGUAAAAGACAUUUGGCCUUUGCCUCACAGCGUACUUGUUCUAGUCGAGACAACGGCACCUUUAAUACCAUCUAUACAAGAUUUAGGACUAUGA